AUGGGAGCCUUUACAGACCAGAUGAGGAAUCGCAUGCUUCUACCUGGAACCUUUGUUGCUCUCCCCUUAUCCAAAUAUCCCCGCCAGCCAGGCCAGUUCCUCCGGUACCUCUGGGCGGCCACCCGCAGCGCCUGGGAAGCCCGCCUCAUCUCCUGGGGCUACCGCCUCCAGUCCAUGCCCAAGGGCUCCAUCCGCCCCGCCUUCAAGCCCCAAACCCGCCAGAUCGUCCCCACCGCCCGUGCCCUCCAUCGCCGCCUCAACGAAGCCCUCGCAGCCGGCGACCUUCCCGCCCUCCGCGAGGUCUGCCACGACCCCCUCUACGAUAUGCUCUCCCGCGCCGUCGAGAGCCGCGCCGCCAAGUCCUCCCGCCGCGAGAGGAUGGUCUGGGAGAUUGUCGAGUCCCACAGCUCCUGGAGACUGCCCCGCCUCGCGUUCCACCGCGCCACCCUCAUCCCCGAGUCCAGGUACGGCCAGCAGGCCGCUGUCGUCACCUUUGACACCACCCAACGCCUCGCCCGCGUCGACGCCGCCACCGGCGAACCCAUCAAGGGCGGCACCAAGGUCCAGCGCAAACGCGAGAACCUCGUCGUCAUGAGGGCCGUGGACGGCAAGACCUACAAGGGCGAGGAGUGGAGGAUAUGGGGCUUCGAGCCCGAGACCACGCUGCAGGCUUGGGAGUCCAUGGAACACGGAAAGAAACUUUUGCAGACCUCCAGCCUGGCCAAGCGCGCCAAGGAAUUUGGCGUCGACUUGAAGUAA
This is a messenger RNA of Parascedosporium putredinis, 759 nucleotides long. The record is from the annotation of a GenBank genome assembly. NCBI's taxonomy places the organism in Eukaryota, Fungi, Ascomycota, Sordariomycetes, Microascales, Microascaceae.